Lymnaea stagnalis (great pond snail) is the source of this 3605-nucleotide messenger RNA. The record is from the annotation of a GenBank genome assembly. Lineage: Eukaryota; Metazoa; Mollusca; Gastropoda; Lymnaeidae.
GGGGAAAAUGACUAAGCAGACGACACUACUUCUGGUUGGACGAUCCGGCUCUGGGAAAAGUUGCGUUGGAAACUCUAUACUUGGAAGACAGGAGGCUUUCAAAGCAAGUGGAAUGAGACAGGAGAAAAUGUUAUCAAAUGAUAUCGAUUCUAAUGAUGAGUUUUGCGUUGUGGACUGCUCGGGUGUUGGAGACACUGAAUCUGAUAUGGUGGGCGACGUGAAAGAUGUGAUGCGCAACGCCAGAAAGGCGUUGAACAAAAUCAAGGGAGUGACGAUGUCUGAAUAUCAUGAGUUUGAACUUGUUUAUGAACCUGCGAGUACGGAGUUGCCUAACAUCGAGAAUGUCCCAGAAUAUUUUGAAGAAACUCCAUACUCCAUUAAUUCCCGAGGUAUUGGCAAUUCGUUUACAAACGAGAAUCAGCAAGAAGACUCACAAGGAACGGAGAGUAAAUCGAUUUCUGAUGACAUAGGUGGAUUCGAUGCCCUGAUAUUUGUCAUGAAAUAUGGCGUCCGGUUCACCAAACAAGAGAAAGACGCCGUACAAAUGGUUAAGUCGAUCUUUGGAGAAAAUGUGUUCAGAGACUGGGGGAUUUUAGUUUUCUCUUACGGUGACAACUUUGAUCUGGAUACGGAAGAUGAUGGAAUGACGUUUGAAGAUUGGUGCCGGGAACAAACAGGUCAUAUAAAAUUACUCUUUGAAGAGGUUAACUAUAGAUGUGUCAUCUUUGAUAAUAAAUCCACUAAGAAAGAAAAAGAGCUUACAAAUCUAAAAGACAACAUCGACAAAAUCACAAAAAGCCCUUACACUUUAACGGAAUUCAAAAAAGGAAAGAGUGGACGAGUUAAACUACAGUUGAAUUAUCCAAACGGAGGACUCCAAGCAGAAACAGACCGUCUUUUCACCAAAGCCGCUCAGUUAAUGGAUCAACCGCUAUCCAAUCGUAAAAAAUGUCAAAAUGUGCUGGACGAGUUGUCGCAUCAUGUGCACAAAUUAAUCGAUCUGGACGAAGGUACUGGUGUUCUUCAACCCCUUUCUGAUCACGUGCUUGAUCAGAUAGCAACGCUAGAGAGGAAGAUGAAGCAAUUUGAAAGUAGAGGAGAGGGAGGAACAUUUUACGAGGCCGCCCGUCAAUUCUUUUUGAGGUUGUGGCAAACUUUAGGGAGUAUACGUUCCGCUAUAGCAAGUGGCUUCGCUAGCAUUCGUACCGCCCGUAGCCCGACGAGAAACACUGACUACACAAUGAUUUGUCCCGAGACCGUUGGCGUGUCGGUGGAGUAAAUUGGGGGCUAUGGACCAGAAGGGUCAUAUGUAAGACAAUGUAAUUUUUUUGUUAAGAUUCUCCCCCCCCCAUCACGUACACAUUAUUUUUUUUUUAAUGAAAUAGCAAAACGAGGUAUGUGGAAGCUUGAAAUAAGAUGACAGGACAAAAAAAACAAGGACUUUCGGCUUAAAGCCUUCCUCAGCCAACAGUAGAAAUGAAAAUAUAACAAAGAAAAGAGCACAGUAGACAACUCAAGCAGUAUCCAUUCGUGUCGCCGGAAGUGGGAACACAGGAAGCGAGAAAAUAUAAAUAUUGACACUGUGAAAAAUGAAGUCAACAAUAAUAUUUUUUUAACUUGGUAUAGAAAUUUCAAAAUAAGAUUCAUAGUCAAAAGCGAAAAUUACCAUCCUUGCCAUCCACAAGUUUACAGACAAUCUGAACACAUUGGACGUAAAUGAUUUGUGGUCAAAGCGAGUUCAAACUUAAGGAUGUCCGUACAAUCGAGAAAGUGUUUAUUGUUAUUAUUAUUUUUUUAAUGGAAACAAAAUGGAAAAUCUCGUUGUCUGUCAUCUCUUUACUUGUUUACUCUACAACUGAGAUUUAUUUUUUUUAAAACGUGGAUGUCAUUAUAACAUUAUUAUUAUUAUUGUUACCGUGCUAUUCUAUAGCGUGGUACCUAUGCUUAGGGCUGGCCUCACCGCGCCUUACAUUAAACUAUUUCCAAUGAUAAGCAUAUCAGUAAAACAGUUACAUAAAUGUAUUUAAUUUAAAAAAGAAACAUAUUUACAUGUCAAGCCAUGGGAGAGAAUUCCGUUGUUGUUUUUUUUUGUGUGACGCUGAAGGAGAAAGAUCGUUCACCGUAUCUUUCAGUGCGUGUCCUGGGAAAAGUAAAAAUACGCGUGUUUGGAGAUAAGCAAAUUUGUCGAAGGGGUGAAGAGACGCAAAGACGUUCAGUUAGAUAGCGGAGCACUCUAGCGAAAUGCUGUAAAUUAACCUUAUAAAGAUCAUUAGAUGUGCAGUCAUAAAUAUGUGACAUAACCAGAUGCUGAAAUUAAAAAAAACAACAACAUUAGCUUCAAAGCUUCAAUUAUGUUAAAUUUAAAUGUGUCUGAAAAUAAGAGACUGCUCGGUCUAACCUAAUUUUUUAAAAAAAAAGGGAUAACCGAUUACACUUACAUUUUCCUCGCAUGUAACCAAUCCACGGUAACGGAUAAUGAUUUUGAUCAAGUGAUUGAAAGGCUUGCUGCUUUGAAGACCAGGAAAGAAGAAAUUUCAAACAAUUCAAUUGAAUGUUAAAAAAAAAAACGAUACUUAAUGCUGUUAAAGUUCUUAAAUACAUUUACCUCACGACCUUCAAGUAAUUUGUUUAUAGUGGAGUUGCACUGUUUUCAAACUUUUCAAUAAACGGAAAAUUAUUUUAAAACGUUUUCUUUUCAUUUCAGUUUAAAGGCCUUUAACGAAUGUUAAAUACACUAGGGAUUAACCGGAUCCAGUUUAUCUUACACCGAUUCCAGUUAUUUUGAGAAAAUAUACCCAGUGGGUGCAAGUGUUACAACAAAAGUAAACUUAUCAUUUUCUGUAAUAUAUGCCGGCCUGUAAACAAUGACCCUACAGACAGUCCUCCACCAUACCCACCGGCCUUUGAACAAAAGUCCUAAAGACAGUUCUACACCAGACCUGUGGCUUUUUAUUGAUUAAUAUAUUAGUUGCCUCCCCCUAAAGCAAAAUAAAUCAACCUGAACUGAGUUCAGACGUCACGCAUGAAAGCUCGCUGAGUGACAGUAUUUUGCUCGUACAGCAUUAUUGCCUCUUCUCUUGCAGUGUUAGAAUUCGACCAAACUGGAAGUGACCUAUGGAUUGCAUAUUGUUGGUAAUUUUCAAAAACAGUGCUAAAAAUACGCAUGCUUCAGUUCCGGAUGUAUCUGCAAGUGUUGAACGACUGAUAACUUGUAUGUCGGACAGAUAAGGAGCCAUGGAGUAAGGUUAAAUGUAAUGUCAUAAACGUGAGGUUAUACUUAAAUAUCAUGGUAAUUUGGGUAUUAAGCAAUUGUUACUAAACAAUAUUAAAUAAAAUUGUACAACGAUACCAAAACAUGUGCAAUCCAACAUUGAUAAUCAUCAAAGGGACAGGGUCUACCUAAGAUAUCACACAGUUGUAAAAUAUUUUUGACAGGGUCUGCCUAACAUUUCAUACGGCUGUACCAAUUGUUUGACAGGGUCUACCUAACAUUUCAUACGGCUGUACCAAUUGUUUGACAUGGUCUAUUUCAUAUUUCAUACAGCUGUACCAAUUGUUUGACAGGGUCUACCUAACAUUUCAUACGGCUGUACCAAUUGUUUGAC